Saxophila tyrrhenica is the source of this 213-nucleotide messenger RNA. RefSeq lists its product as uncharacterized. The transcript has a single exon. The record is from RefSeq and is a predicted model, not a curated record. Lineage: Eukaryota; Fungi; Ascomycota; Dothideomycetes; Mycosphaerellales; Extremaceae. Bases 1 to 213 code for a protein of 70 amino acids.
AUGGCCGUCAUCUCCACCACCAGCACCAUGCAAAAGAAGGGCGACUCCGCCUUGAUCACCGGCUGCACUCUCCAGGCCAAGGACGCCGUGGUCAAGCACCUGGCGCCCGGCUGCGAGAUCCAGAAGAAGGGCGACUCGGCGCUCAUCACCGGCUGCGAGCUGCAGAAGAAGAAGGGCGACUCCGCGCUCAUUACUGGGUGUGAGGUCAUGUAA